Molecule: messenger RNA, 1115 nt
Organism: Sitodiplosis mosellana (orange wheat blossom midge)
Lineage: Eukaryota; Metazoa; Arthropoda; Insecta; Diptera; Cecidomyiidae
Gene: Fancl
Product: E3 ubiquitin-protein ligase FANCL
Exons: 5
Coding region: 77-928 (283 amino acids)
Biological process (GO): protein monoubiquitination; interstrand cross-link repair
Cellular component (GO): nucleus; Fanconi anaemia nuclear complex
Molecular function (GO): ubiquitin protein ligase activity
Source: RefSeq, a predicted model, not a curated record
CCUAUUGGCAAACGAUGAACUCAUGCGCUACUGAGCUAAUGUCUUUUACAGAGUAAACAAAACAGAUGAAUUUGAAAUGAUGGACAGUUUUGCGUUGGAAAAAAGGAUAACUGCAAAGAUAUCACAAAAUAGUGAUGCUAUUGUCACGAGUCUCUUGCAUGAGGCUCAAUCAAAUGAGCGUUGUAAGGUGUACAUAAGUUCAGAUUGUCAACAAAUCAAAAUUGUUCCGGCUGAAGAUUAUGAUUCACAUCACUUGACUCUGCAGCUGGAUGACAAACUGAAUGUAUCCAUUCUAUCGCACAGUCUACCAGAGAAUGAAAAGUAUUUCAAGCCGGUUGGAACAAUUGAAACACAUUCGGCGACAUUCCUUAGUUUGCUCGAUCAAAUGGCCGAGUUUUAUGCACAAAUGAACACUAUCGAUGAGUUGACGUACGUGGUUGAUCCAGAGGAAAUCACAACCAAACACAAUCAUCGAGUUAUUAAACUGGAAGAUCGAGUGUACAUGAAAAUCAAAGUAGAUCCCCUUGAUCCGUCGUCAGUAACCACAACAUUCUAUGGGCCAACGAAGAAAGUGGAAGAGUAUCGAAAGAUUUACCAUGAAAAACUCGAUGAUUGGAUCGUGAACGAUGAUAUUUACAGAAAUCUCCUGCGGAUUUUCGACUUAAUAGCAUUCCCUCUAAAGAGUUCGUUCAACCACGGUGGAAUGGGUGAAUUGUGCAGCAUCUGCUAUACGUAUCGUUUUGCUGGGCAAAUUCCGAUGGUGUCUUGUGAUAAUGACAAGUGUGCAUUGAACUAUCAUACGGCCUGUUUGAAGGAAUGGUUCGCCACACUUCGUGAUACAAAAGUAUUUCUGAACCUGACGUCAGGUCGAUGUCCGUCCUGUAAAGAGAAACUAUCAACUGCGUUCAAUGAUCUACUAGAUGAAUGAAACCAACGAGCAAACCCUUUUCGCAAAAUCAGUCGUAUCAUCUUUAUUCUACCAACGGCAUAAAACACUCAAUCUCAAUAAAAUGUGUAAAUAAAUUGGUUCACAAUUUGUAGUUCAUGCUUUGCUUGUCCUAUAUUAUAUGAUUAAUAAAUAGCCACUAUAAUUGUGAUCUUUACUCGAAAUAAAA